AUGUUCGGAUGCUUCUCUCUCCCCUCCUCCUGUGGCACAGUGCCCAGAGACUUCAGCGUCUCUCUGCCUCGACACAUGGAGGCUCUGCGUGGAUCCUGUCUGACCAUUCCCUGCUCCUUCACCGUCCGAAAGACGUAUGAGCAAGACCUGACGUCUGACUGUAGAUCAGAGUGGAGAAAAACCACUGAUUCUAAAGUAGCUUUUACUCGAACAACAACAGGAAACUUAGAGCAGAAGAACUGUACGACGACAGUGCGUGACAUCACAGAAGAGAACCAGGCUGCUCCCACUCCCACCCUGAGCCCCCCCACUGUGAGUGUGGCUGAGGGGCAGUCUGUGAGGCUGCAGUGCUCUGCUCCUGUCCCGUGUCCGUCUCUCCCUCCCACUCUGACAUGGAGCCCUGUCCUGGGACAGGUUCAGGUCACUCUGCAGCAGCAGGAGGACAACACCUACGUCCAGGAGUCCACUCUGAGCUUCACGGCGUCUCACAUCCUCCACGACAAGAGCAUCACAUGCUCCGCAGAAUACAGACGAGAGGACGCCUCUGUGACCACUGCGAGUGUGCAGACCACGCCUUCGGUCUCAUAUGGACCCAGAAACACCAACGUGACAGUGAGUCCCUCUGGUGCAGUGGCAGAACACAGUCACAUGUCUCUGAGCUGCAGCAGUGAUGCUAACCCAGCUGUACAGCACUACCACUGGUAUAAAGCUGAUGGAGGAACUCACACUUCCAUUGGAAACUCCUCUGUUUUACACAUGAACGCCUCCAGAGAAACUACUGCUGUUUUCUGUCAGGCUCAGAAUGAACUUGGGACUCAUCGCUCCUCUGUCACUUCUUUAGACGUCCAAUAUCCUCCGGAAACUCCAACAGUGAGCAUUAUUCCCUCUGGUCCUGUGGCAGAAAACAGUCACAUCAGGUUGAUCUGCAGAAGUGACGCCAACCCAAGCGUCUUCCACUGGCAGAGAGAAACCACUGCUGUUUUCUGUGAAGUCAAGAAUCAUCUGGGAACGGAGCGCUCUGUGGUCUCUCAGCUGGACGUACAGUUCCCUGCACAGAUCCUGAGCUCCUCAAACUGCUCUGGAGACUGGGCACAGAUCCUCUGUGUGUGUGAGGCUGAGGGGAAGCCCUUUCCUCUGGUACACUGGACGUUCCCAGCGGUCUCUCCAAACCUCUCCAUCAGCACUCGGUUCAGCUGCCGCCGUUUGGACAGACGUGAGAACUCUGCGUCUCGUGGCUGUGAUUGUGUUGGUUGUGUCGACUACACUGCUCUGUGUCCUCAGAAAAGUAAAAGUGGUUCCUGCUCAGCGUCCGUCUGUGGAUGUGGCUUUGAACCCAAUACUACGCUCAAACUAGAAAUGUGA
Molecule: messenger RNA, 1362 nt
Organism: Knipowitschia caucasica
Lineage: Eukaryota; Metazoa; Chordata; Actinopteri; Gobiiformes; Gobiidae
Source: the annotation of a GenBank genome assembly